Thamnophis sirtalis is the source of this 1110-nucleotide messenger RNA. Lineage: Eukaryota; Metazoa; Chordata; Lepidosauria; Squamata; Natricidae. The record is from RefSeq and is a predicted model, not a curated record.
CACUUGUACACUUUCGAAAAAGACCUGUGUGUGAUCAGCUGCUCCGUCAAUCAUGAAAAGACCUUGUUGGCCAUCAGUUUUCUUCAGACAACACAGGAAGAGAGAAAACUCCUUUUUCAAACAGUUCCUAAAUGCCUGACCUUGCUAAUUGAAAUUCACCCGCUUAAUAAUGUGAAAGUUUUAAAGGCGGUGGAUAGCUGCAUCAGAGUCCAAAUGCCGAAAAAUUGGACAUCAGAACUGUCCGAGAAGGAGACAGAGUGACGAUUGAAAAUUCGAACUGGCUUUUGAAAGAAAGAAUUGUUGAUGAUCUCAUUUGGUCCCAGUGGGAUAUGGUGGAACAAAGACUAUUCUACAUUGUCACAAAGGAAGUUUAUGUUUGUGUUACUGUUUGGCUGAUACGAAUUCCAAAGAAGUGUCUUAUUCCGUGGCUUUUCUACAUAAAGGUUAUAGUAAAACAUAUAUCGUCACUUUGGAAGAGAGGAAUUCUCCGCAAAUAAAGGAGCUGGUUUUUUUGGAUCUUGGCUCUUACGUGGCUGUGUAUUUACCUGGACAAUUCCUGCAUCUUCUGGACACCCAACAUCCUUCCUUAAUCUGCCACAGUUUCUUUUUAUCAGGCGAAGAUGCAAAGAUUAACCCGCUAAACGCGGACACCGUCUUUUCCCCAGCCAAAUCGAGCAUCUUGGAUCGCCGCACCGGGAAAAUAUUUACCGUGGAAAUGAGCCCGGAGGCAUUGCUACAAUUUUUGUGGAAGAGCAAGUCGGAUAACGACCAGUUAGCAGCCUUGCACUGUCUCCUACUACACGUCGGAAGCACGGAGGAGUUGGAAGACCAGAUCAUCCAGUGGCUUUCCGAGAACGCAUCAAGUUGUUUUGCAUUUGAUCCUAUACAAGAAGUAAUCAUUGCUUCUUUACACUGGAAAUUGUGCCUGGAAUCCAGCCACCUGGAUAAGCUUUUACUGUACACGUCACUGCCGAACUGGAAGAAGGAUAUUCCUGGAAUUCUGUGUGAAAUGUACUUCAUCUCGUUACCCUCUUUAAAGGUAAGUCUGCAUAAUAAAAAUAUAGUAACAAUGUAGUUAUAUACCAUAAUAUGCAUAUACAUUAUGUGUAU